CAGCAGCUCGCCGGAGCUCCGAGGGAAAACACCGAGCAUCUCGCGAAGAAUACUCAGGAUCCUCUGACGAACUUAUAUAGAAAAUACGAUGCGACGUACGAGGCAUAUCGCGCUACCAGUGCGCGCUUGGCAGUACAUGGGGCUUUUGGUCGUGUCUCUGGCCUGUCUGACGCUAGGCGUAGUCGCCAGGGACAAGGAAGGUCGGGCAGGAAGCUUGGCGGGACCGGAACUUCAGCACCGCGCCCCUCACGACAUGGACAUCUGUCCGAACUUAGCUCCUUUCACCAAAAUGCCUUCCUGCUCGAGUCUCGAACAGGACCAGACCAGGAUCUCGAAGACGACGAGAGACUCCAGGUCUUCACCGUCCGAGCUUCGAAGGUCUCGAAGUUUGGAUCGCGUUUCCAGGAUUCAACCUGCUGCUAGACGUUCGUCGGACUCUUCGAUUCAACUUUCAAGAUUGAGAACUACGGAAGAUCUCAAUAGGCAGAAUAGAAUAAUCGAGUCUCGAGAACGGAGGUUUGCACGAUCCACGGAAAGGUCGAAUGAUUUACGUCGAGAAAGGAACGAUCGACGAGCGCAGCUGACGAUCAGACGCGAUUCCAGGCUGGAUCGCAGAUCUUUUAACAGACUGGACGCUGAGAGACGAGACUCUGUUGUUAGAUCGAGGAACUCUGUUCGCGACGAGCGAUGGGAAAGGAAUAAUAGACUCUCUGCUUCCGAAAUUUCUAGGAAACAGGAACAAAGACGAGUCGGAGAUCUUUCUGAUCGUCGAACUUCUAUGGAUUCUAGAAGGGUUUUGGAAAAACGCGAUAUACGUCACGUUUCUAGGAACGAUUUGAAACAACGAACAGGCAGGACUAGUCUCGAUGAUAGAAGGUCUGAACGUCGAGUUCUUGCAAACUCUAGAUCUUCGGAAAGACUUUCCGUCGAAUCUCGAAUUCGUGAAGACGGCAGACGCGUCGAACAGCGAACCGAUCGCGGACCUACAACGCGACGUCUCGCAGAACGAAUUGAUCGUCGAGCAGAUUUGAGAACUGAUCGGAUUCGCAAGGAACAAAGGUCUGAACGCGGUUUAGAGUAUCGAGGUAUCCGUAGUAGACUCGUGGGAGAUAGAACUGACCGUCGACUCACCGGACGGAAGUUCGAUCGUCUAGCAGUGAGAACUGAUCGGAUUCGUGAUGAACAAAGAUUUGAACGCGGUUUAGAGCAUCGAGACAUCCAUAGUAGACUUGUGGGAGAAAGAACUAACCGUCGACUCAUCGGACGAAAAUUAGAUCGUCUAAAUGUCAGAACUGAAAGACUCAUGGAACGGAGAACUGACCGGCUUAUGGAUCGGAAAACUGACCGGCUUAUGGAACAACGAACUGAUCGCAGACUCACGGACCAGAGGGCUGACCGCCGACUUACGAGAAGGUCUGAUCGUUCGGAUGAAAGACUCGAUCGUAGACUUAUAGAGAAGAGGGUCGACCGUCGUUUGGAUCAGCGAGCUGAUCGUAAACUCAUGGAACGCAGAAUCACGGAACAGAGGGCUGAUCGUCGAGACUUGGACUCAAGACGAUUGCAAAGACUUGAUAUUCGAUUGAAACAGUCUCGCGUUUUCAAUCUUGCUUCAAAGGACAUCCGAUCUAACCAGAGAGAACAAAGACUAGCAGUACGCAAUGCUGAUAUCAAAAGGGUUCGUUCUACAGAAAAUGAUUCUCGAUUUCAAAAAGAGUUGAUAAAUGAAUCUUUGCUUCGAAGACACCGAGAUUCCGGAAUUGCACGUUUAUUAGCGGCGCGGGAGAAACUGAUUCGUAAUAACGAUUUCACAAGGGUGGACGCACUUAGCAGUGCAGAUAUCCUGAAAGGAAAGAAUCCUAUAAGCAAUGUUUUAACGUUCGAAGUCAUUCGUCAGGCGAUUGUAGUUGGUCUCUGUACUAUGUACGGGCUGUCUAUUUUCUAUGGGAAACGGUCUUUCAUUAGGAACCUCGUGAACCAGGCACCGCGAUACAUCGUAUGGUAGAUGCACCGUCAAUGGGAAACGAGCGCUACUUCAGACAUCCGCUUUUAGUCGUUGUUCUAGGAUUCUCCUGCAUUUGAUUCUUAUGUACUUGACAAACGAGUGUAUAUUAAUGUACAGCUAAUGUAUCCUGCGUAGAAUUAUAUCUGUAUCGCUUGUAGUCGAAAAAAUAUAUUUUCUCCGAAUAAAUUAUUCAAAUCAAAAUCAAA
Ceratina calcarata is the source of this 2208-nucleotide messenger RNA. Its product is annotated as trichohyalin. NCBI's taxonomy places the organism in Eukaryota, Metazoa, Arthropoda, Insecta, Hymenoptera, Apidae. The transcript has 4 exons. Bases 89 to 2002 code for a protein of 637 amino acids. The record is from RefSeq and is a predicted model, not a curated record.